This is a messenger RNA of Drepanopeziza brunnea f. sp. 'multigermtubi' MB_m1, 603 nucleotides long. Lineage: Eukaryota; Fungi; Ascomycota; Leotiomycetes; Helotiales; Drepanopezizaceae. The record is from RefSeq and is a predicted model, not a curated record.
AUGAGUAGCAUAAGUAAUAGCAUAAGCUCACUUCUUCCGAAUCGGCGCAUUGGAUUUGCAGCAGAGUCUAAAGCUUUCCAAAGAAGCUUAAGCGGUCUAAGUUCUUCUAAUAUGCGAUCCAAGCCCACCGUUUUGAUCCUAUACACUUUGCCACCACUCAAUGUACUCAAUACGGAUAACACGUCUUCCUUUGAAGAGGUUCCUAGUACUUUGCCACCGUCUUAUCAACCACAGCGAGACAAUAACCAAGAAAAGGACUCUGAAGAUGAUGAACUCCCACUCCCGUCUUCAUCCCUCUUAAUAAAAGGGCGAAGAGGUCGUCCAAGAAAACCUGCUGUUCGCAUUCCAUCAGAAUUGCAAUUGCGUCGUAGCCGUCUUAGAAAACAAAUUUCUAGCCCAUCUCUUCCACAAUCGUCUAGCAUUACACGGAACCAAAUGUUCUCUUCUGAUUCCGGAUCCGACCUAGAAGUUACCGGCCAUCGCUCAAACGCUUUAAGGCAAGGUCGUGAGACACGUGAGGCUCAAAGGAUCCAAGCCAAUAUCGAACGAAAGAACCGCAUACAGCGAAAGGAUGAACGAAAGGCUGCUAAAGAGGCUGCUUAG